Messenger RNA from Saccharomyces kudriavzevii IFO 1802, 2055 nucleotides. It is a transcript of the gene AIM21, whose product is annotated as Aim21p. Bases 1 to 2055 code for a protein of 684 amino acids. The transcript has a single exon. NCBI's taxonomy places the organism in Eukaryota, Fungi, Ascomycota, Saccharomycetes, Saccharomycetales, Saccharomycetaceae. The record is from RefSeq and is a predicted model, not a curated record.
AUGUCAUCAGAAAGCAUCCCAAAAAUACCAGAGAGACCCUCGAGGACGAAGACAGUUGAACUCUCUCCAUCCCCUGGCACUGAGGCAGGAAAUGCGAAGGCUAGCAGUGAGCCAUCAACAUUAGUGGAAAAGCCUACUGUACCAAGGCAGAGGCCCAUGUUGAAAGCAAAGACCAUGACUUCGUUUGAAAGUGGUGCAGCGUCUGUAGGUUUGCCCCAGGUACCGUUACAAAGGCCGAUUAGACGUUCCACCACUGAAGAGCUGAAUAACGUAAUGGAUAACACUAGCAAGGAAUUGGAGGAGAUUGAAAAUUUGAUCUCGAAGCACAGUGCGCGCAGUACAUGUAAGAAAAAAAUCUCCACUGCUAGUCGAGACGGCGAGGUUAUUUCCAUAUCUCACAACGAACAGGGAACACCGUUAAGCAUGAAGGAAUCUUUUACUCCACAUCCACUCUUGCCCGAAACAAACAGACAUACGGAAGAUGAGGACAAUGAUGAGACUUCCCUUUCUUCGAGCUUAGUAAACUUGUCUAAUGAUGAGAUCUCGAAAGCUAGUGGCUCUGGAGUCUGCCCUGGAAAAGAAGGGGUGAAUGCCGUACUAGACCAUAAGGUAGAGGAUAAAGGUAUUCUUGAAAAUGAUACCACACCUGAGGGUAUUAUACAGCCAGUAGAUGUAAACAAGAAUGUAGAAGAUGAUAAAAGCUGCGCUCAGGCUUGGACCGAAAACGCUGAUUCAGGUGUCAAGGCUGCAAAGAUCACUAAGCUCGCUGAAUCAAGUUUCGAGGAGCUGCAGAAGCAUCAAGAGGAACAGGAAAAAAAAAUAUUCCAAAAUCCUACGGAAGAAGAAAGCACCACGUCUUUAAACGACAAAGCGGGAAUUGAGAAUAGUGCGGAAGAAAAUCCACAGCCAGCUAUAUCUUCUACUUCUAUAGUGGCUGUCCCAGCGAAUGGCAUAAAGAUUCCUUCAAAGUCAAAGAGCGAACAGGGAAAUAAUAUUCCAAUGGUCCCACAGAGUAGACCAAGAAGAAACCUUGAGGCAAGUGUAAAGAAAGAAGGAUCACCGAACGUGGAAAAUAAGCCUAUAUUAGAAGAGCAGGACCCAAUCGAAGUUGAUGCUGAAGAAAAACACAAAAGUCCAGUACUUCCUGUUGAGCGCCCAAAGAAACAUGCGCCACCCCCAGUUCCCAAGAAGCCUUCUUCAAGGAUCGCGGCCUUCCAGGAAAUGUUACAAAAACGACAACAGCAAGAUCUUCAUAAUAAUGGAACUUCACCAGCUACCACCAAUUCAGAGAACAUGAUGAAGAAGGCGACAGAAUCCUCUACUGCAGCCAAUACAACAAAGGCUGAUUUCACAAACAAAUUAAACGGGCUGUUUGCGCUACCUGGUUUGAUAAGCCCAGGACAGCUUCCAGCUUCUUUGGGAAAGAAAUUGUCUUUGCCCGAUGCUGACUCUCCGGGGGAGAAAGAGGAGCAAUCACAGACAAAAAAUGUGUCCUUGAGCACUACUAGGAGGGCGAGGGGGCCUCGUGGACGUAAACUACCCUCUAAAGUCGCUGGUGUGGAAAAAAUUGAAGAAGAUAGUAAUUCCAAUGAAAUAGAAAUUUUUAACAAUUGGAAUGUGUACUCUUUCCCCUCUAAAGAGGUGGCGUUAGAACACAUUACUUCUAAUAAGCAGCCAACGAUUCUUUCAAAUGAGCACUCGGAAGAUGCUCUGAGCGAGGAGGUAAGAGACAUCCGAAAGGGUCAACUAAAACAGCCUUCAAAUGAAACAAGCGACGCUGUUUCUACCAUCGCGCUAGAAGAAAAGAGAGAGAACACUGCCAACGCCGAAUCAGUACCUCUUUCUCCUACCGUAGGUAACAGCGAAACUGUAAGUGAAAAAUCCUUGUCUCUGUCAGAGGCAAUUGCCAAUAGAGAUCAAGAUGAUCUGACAGAGAUUGAGGAACAGCGAAUGGAGAACGAAAUGGAGGCGGAACUAGGGAGACAACUCUCAGGUAGUUACGAAGACGUUGAUUCCGCAGUAAAUUCAGCGGAAGCCCCGUACUCUCCACGCUAG